Schistocerca serialis cubense is the source of this 1191-nucleotide messenger RNA. Its product is annotated as mesoderm posterior protein 1-like. The record is from RefSeq and is a predicted model, not a curated record. NCBI's taxonomy places the organism in Eukaryota, Metazoa, Arthropoda, Insecta, Orthoptera, Acrididae. The transcript is spliced from 2 exons. The annotation marks the transcript as partial. Gene Ontology annotation, molecular function: protein dimerization activity.
AGGGCGCGGCGCCGCCAGCCGCAGCCGCUCAGCAGGUACCGCCGCAGGACGGCCAACGCCCGCGAGCGCGAGCGCAUGCGCGAGAUCAACGCCGCCUUCGAGGCGCUGCGGCGCGCGCUGCCGCCGCUGGCCGCACCCGCCGCCCCCGAGUCCGACGACGACGACGCGUCCGAGGAGCAGCAGCGCGCCGGCGAGAAGGUCACCAAGGUGGCCACGCUGCGCCUCGCCAUCCGCUACAUCACCGAGUUGACGCGCGCGCUCGAGACCGUCUCGUACUCGCCGCCGUCGCCCGCGCUGCUGCCGGCGCCGUGCGGCCAGCAGCAAGAGGUCUUCUCCGUGCCCUACUCCGCGCUGCAGACCCAGCAGCUGCCGCCGCCGCAGCAGCAGCAGCAGACUGUCGGGGAGGCGGCGGCGCUGCAGCUGGGGGUGUCGGCGGCGGUGUCGCUGCCCCCGGUGUCGACGCUGAUCCUGCCGCAGAGCGCGCCCUGCGGCGGCUUCUUCGCCAGUGACGCGGCGGCCGGCUGCGAGCAGCUGCUGACGCCGCCCCCGUCGCUGACGCCGUCGUCGUCGCUGGGGGCGGACUGCGUGGCGCCCGCGCUCGACGACACGUGGCCGCCCCCGGACCUCUGCCUGACGCCGCCGCCGCUGCUGGAUGACGCAUUCCUGGCGCCCCGGUGACAACGGCUGCACACGCUUGGGCCGUGAUGCGAGUAACUGCGCCACGAGAACCAGUUCGUCCCGCAGCAGCGACCGCGGCUUGCGGGUGACGUCACAGUCAGCAGGGGAGCCAGUGACGUCACCAGAGUGCUGCGGUCCACGUUCUUUGCCUGAAAAUGGCACUGCUUUCGCCAUAUCUACUGCGUGUGCUGUAUAGCUACACAGACAUUGCUCAGUACAAAGUGAUGUUUCCUGCGAUUGAGCGUUUUGAGAUUAUUUAAGAUUCUACUGCACUCAUUCCCAAUAGAAUUACGAGAACUCGAAACAAUAAACUUUAAGCUUAUGAAACGUACUCUAUUCUUAUACUGUUUUGUAGCUCAUAAGACUGUGUGAGGUUAAAGUGUUGAAGUAAAGGUGACUAAGUUAUUUUGCAUGGAUUUAACUACUGAAAAAAGUACAAUACAUGUUUCACAUGAGACUUACAUAGUAUGUAGUAAUCCAUUACUUCUUCUCAGAUAACAGUUACAAGAAUAA